AUGAGGAGUUGGGGAAGAAAGGAAGAAAGGAAGAAAGAAUUGAUAGUCGGAGAUGACGAGGGGAGGAGGGAGAGUCGAGGGUUCCGAGGAAAGCCCAAGUGCGUUUUUCUGCUGGGCUUUGGCUCCCGCUUGCUCCUCCUCUCCACCAAUCAGCUUCCACCGCUGAUUCGCGGUCCUGCAAUGAUCUACCGCUCCGUCCUUUUUGUCUACCUUUCUUCUUUCUUGCUUCCUACACCUUCAAAAUAUUCACUUCCCUUCCCCCAAUAUUAUAGCAGUUCAUCAUCUCAGAAUCGCUUGGUUCUCAACUUCAUACAGGACGCGUUCUACUCCGUCCCGUUCAUGCUCGAUUCUCGAUUCUGUACACGGUAG
Molecule: messenger RNA, 369 nt
Organism: Penicillium samsonianum
Lineage: Eukaryota; Fungi; Ascomycota; Eurotiomycetes; Eurotiales; Aspergillaceae
Exons: 3
Coding region: 1-369 (122 amino acids)
Source: RefSeq, a predicted model, not a curated record